This is a messenger RNA of Wyeomyia smithii (pitcher-plant mosquito), 2193 nucleotides long. RefSeq names its product beta-galactosidase-like. Gene Ontology annotation, molecular function: beta-galactosidase activity. Bases 23 to 2110 code for a protein of 695 amino acids. Lineage: Eukaryota; Metazoa; Arthropoda; Insecta; Diptera; Culicidae. Gene Ontology annotation, biological process: carbohydrate metabolic process. The record is from RefSeq and is a predicted model, not a curated record. Gene Ontology annotation, cellular component: vacuole. The transcript has 7 exons.
CGCAGCAGUAAUGGACUAGCCGAUGAUAAGGUGUACACCGUAUUGCUCACGUUCUAUAAUCUGCAGUUCAGCCUAUAGAUUUAGUAUAAUCGCAAUUUUUACCUCAAGUGCAGUGCCAACGGUUGCCAUCGUGUUCGGUUUAGUGAUGCGACUUAAUACAAAACAUAAGGUUGGAUUGGGAGCAAUGAUCGUUUUGGCUUUGGUAGGACUCGCACUAGGUCUCGUGCUGGGACUGGACAGUGCUAGUGCUCAGGAUGAACGUUCCUUCUCCAUCGAUUAUGAGCGGGACACGUUCGUGAUGGACGGGAAGGAUUUUCGGUAUGUGGCCGGAUCGUUCCAUUACUUUCGCGCUUUGCCCGAGACUUGGCGAACGAAGCUGCGAACGAUGCGUGCCGGGGGACUGAAUGCGGUUGAUUUGUACGUGCAAUGGUCAUUGCAUAAUCCGAAGGAGAACGUUUACGUGUGGGACGGAAUUGCUAAUAUAACCGACGUUUUGGAGGCGGCAGUGGAAGAGGAUCUGUACGUCAUACUGAGACCUGGUCCUUAUAUUUGUGCCGAGAUUGAUAAUGGUGGUUUACCAUACUGGCUCUUCACAAAGUAUCCCGGUAUCCAGGUGCGAACCAGUGAUGCCAACUAUUUAGAAGAAGUUCGAAUUUGGUACGAAAAUCUUAUGCCCCAGCUCACAAAAUACAUGUACGGCAAUGGUGGUCCCAUCAUUAUGGUUCAAAUCGAAAACGAAUACGGUGCAUUCGGAAAGUGCGAUAAAAAUUAUCUUAAUUUUCUCAAAAACGAAACAGAAAAAUACACAGAAGAUAAAGCCAUUCUGUUCACUGUGGAUAGGCCGUACGGCGAGGAAUUCGAGUGCGGACAGAUUCCGGGGGUUUUCAUCACCACCGACUUUGGGUUAAUGACGGACGAGGAAGUUGACAGUCACAAGACCAGAUUACGGUCGGUUCAGCCGAAAGGACCGCUGGUGAACACUGAAUUCUAUACUGGAUGGUUAACGCAUUGGCAGGAACCGAACCAGCGGCGGCCAGCGGAACCACUGGCAAAUACUUUACGCAAAAUGCUGCAGGAUGGAUGGAAUGUCGACUUCUACAUGUACUUCGGAGGAACUAAUUUUGGAUUCUGGGCUGGGGCCAACGAUUGGGGUUUGGGCAAGUACAUGGCCGACAUCACAUCCUAUGAUUAUGACGCGCCAAUGGAUGAGGCAGGUGAUCCGACAAUGAAGUACACCGUGUUCAGAGAUAUCAUUGGACAGUACAUCGACUUGCCGGUAAUGAGUGUUCCUGAUUCAGCUCCAAAGAUGACACAUGAACCGGUUAGCAUGGAUCAUGUAGAUCGUAUAUUCACCGCUAAUGCACGAGAAAAGUUGGGCUCUGAGCCCAAAACAUCCGACCGCUUGUUGACAUUCGAAGAGUUGAAUCAAAAUUCGGGUUUUGUCCUUUACGAAACUUCACUGCCCAAAUUUACUCGCGACCCGAGCCAACUGACCGUUGAGGGUUUGCGAGAUCGAGCUCAAAUCUAUGUAGAUGAGUUUUUCGUGGGAACCCUCUCCAGAGAAAACGCCAUUGAAACACUACCCAUUUCGGCCGGUUGGGGAAGCAAGUUAUCGAUUUUUGUCGAAAAUCAAGGUCGCAUUAAUUUCGACAUACUUGAUGACUACAAGGGAAUUCUCGGAAAUGUAACUAUUCAAAUAUACGAAGAGCCAUACGAGAAGAAAUUAUCGGGUUGGACUAUUAGCAGUUACACUUUCGCGGAUGUCUCUAUGUUAAAGCAAUUGAUAGAUUCCACAACUGAUGGUCUAGGGGUCAAUAGUAGAGGAAUUUGUAUCCACGGUCCGGUAGUGUUCAAGGGUGAGCUCAACAUCAACGCGACAGAGAUUCACGACACGUACAUCGAUAUGUCUGGAUGGGGAAAGGGUUUUGUUUUUGUCAACGGAUUCAACCUGGGACGAUAUUGGCCGGUAGCUGGACCACAGGUCACACUGUAUUUGCCAAAGGAACUUCUACACGAGGGUUCGAACGAAUUAAUUCUGGUGGAGCUGCAAAGAGCACCGACUGAUAGAUUGAUUCAUUUCUCCGACCGUGCCAUACUUGAUGAGGUUUAAAAUAAAUUAAAUCGUAUUCGAAGUAUUGGUCGUUUUCAACCCAUGUAUAAAUUCUAUGGUAACCCAUGGAGAAAAUGAUGAAA